AACCGAAUGAAAUCCUUUCAAAAAGGAUAUUCGAACUCUAACCAAUCCCUGCAGGAAUCAACGCAAAAGAAACCAUAUUACUUCUUCUAUUAUGAUGAAAAGAAGAAGAUUCACAUACCACUUCUGGAACCCACACAAAUCAAACCGAGGAGGUCAAAGAAAAAGAUCCCGCACCAGCAAGAACAUGGCUUCCUCUUCGGCUCCUCCACCACCGGCGCACAAGUAUCUCGACGGGUCGUUCCUUUGGUUCAACGACCGCGAAGAGGCGACGCGGUUCUCCGAAAAGUUUGAGCAUCGGGAAAUUCUCCCUCCCCGAUUCUCCACAGCCCGCUUCAUUCAUGACUCCAUUCCACGUGAGGCACGGAUUAUCCUCGAACGUGGAAACUUCCUCGAUCUCCUCUACAUCAAGAAGGUCAAUUAUCAACCCUUUCUUGUUCGAUCUUUCUACUCGAACUUGAAAAAGGAUGAGGACGGAGCUUUGAUCUCUAACGUCAACGGGGUGGACAUCUAUUUGAAUGAGGAGAACAUUCAAAUCCUCACCGGGCUUCGUUGGGACGGACAGGAUCUCGGGCUCUACGUUGGAGAAGAAGGAGCACGGUUCAAUGAGACCGCUCUCUUGGAGGAAGUGGGCAUCCGACACUUCGUACCCACUCCCCAACAGCGGCGCCCUACGAUUGCUUCCAUGAGUCCCGUGUUUCGAUUCAUCUUUUAUGUUUUGACACGGAUUCUCAAGCCCAGGAAGUUCAAUCACACCACUCUCUCCCAGGAGGACACGAAGACAAUUCAUGCGAUGACUCACAACGCCAAUCUCAAUUGGUGUAAAUUUGUGAUGACUCACAUGUUCACGGCCACCUCCGACAAUCGGCCGCUCCCCUACGCCCUCCUUGUCAUGGCAAUUCUUGAAGAAUACAACAUCAAAACCGAUGUUGGGCCAAAGAUAAAGGGGACAAAGCAUUGGGAGAUUGAUGAAUCUUCUUUCCACUCGGGCACCGACGAGACUCCGUUUCGACAGCCUCGUCCACGCCGACAACCGAGAGCCACUGCCUCAGCCGCCACCACUUCGACCAAUCCUUCUCUCGCCGAGCAAAUGGCAGCCUUAACCGCCACUCUCUCUCGGAUUGACACCAACGUCUCCAAAACGGCACACAACGUCAAUACCUUGAGCCUUGAACUUCACGGGUAUUUUGGCUUUGUCAAUUACCCGUACGCUCAAAUGGUCCCUUACGUUCCUCCACCGAAUUUCGGAGGUGAACAAAGUGGGACUCAAAACGUUGGUAGAGAUGACGAGGUGGACGAUGAGGAAGAAGAAGAAGAAGAGGAAGACGAAGCUGAUGAUGAUGAUGAUGGUGAUGAAGAUGAAGAAGAAGAAGAAGACAUUGACGAAGAACAACUUCUCAAUGAUCUUUCCCCGGAUUUCUAGAGCUCUAGCUCUACUUUCUUCUCUUCCUUAUUUUAUCAUCUUUUAAUAUGCUUUCGUUAUGUACUCCGCUAUUUCCCUUAAUUAAAUUAAUAAAAAUCUUUAUGAUUUUUGUUGUUAAUGUCAAAAGGGGGAAGAUAAGGGCUAUGCAUAUAUUAAGGGGGAAUUUUUUUCAAAAAAGAUCAAAAUCCUAUGCAUAUCCCCGUCUUGUUUGCCAUUAUCAAAAAGGGGGAAAUUGUUGGAACACACUUUGUACGAUAAACUAAAGUCGUGUUCAUUUC
Cuscuta campestris is the source of this 1698-nucleotide messenger RNA. NCBI's taxonomy places the organism in Eukaryota, Viridiplantae, Streptophyta, Magnoliopsida, Solanales, Convolvulaceae. The record is from the annotation of a GenBank genome assembly.